Molecule: messenger RNA, 5907 nt
Organism: Agrilus planipennis (emerald ash borer)
Lineage: Eukaryota; Metazoa; Arthropoda; Insecta; Coleoptera; Buprestidae
Exons: 7
Coding region: 446-5803 (1785 amino acids)
Molecular function (GO): protein dimerization activity
Source: RefSeq, a predicted model, not a curated record
AUUAUUAAAAUUUAAAGAAAUUGUUUGUAAGUAGGGAUACAACACAUCGUACACGAAGUGUCCUUUAAAGGAAUUUACAAAUACGGUCGCAUCAUACAGGAGACACUCCCUAAAUUAUUAGUGAUAUUUGAACUAGACUAAAACGACCAAAACAUAACGAACAUAACCUACAAUAGUGAUCCAUUCAGAUUUUAUAUUUAAAGUUAAGUUUUUAUUUUAUCAGUAGAUGUAAAUCGUAAAUCAUUGAAAUAUAAUCGUUAGAGUGUAUAUUGGAAAAUGCAAGGACAAUUAUAAAGUAAAUUAUAUUAACUAAUCGAUGAUUUUUAACAAAAUAUAAUGUAUCCGUUUUACAACCGUUUCCAUUCUUAUCGUUAGAGAAGAAUUAGAUAUUAAUAAAAUAAUGAUUAUUUUCUAAAAAUGCAAUUAUUUUCGUGCUGGAGAAAAUAUGAACAAACCACCCAACAAGAGUCGUGAGUGGGAAAAAGACCGUAGGACUCGGAUUAAUGACGCAUUUACUAGUUUAAGUAAAUUGCUACCUUGCUAUGACCCAUCACGAACAUUAAGUAAAAUUAACAUUUUGAAACAGGCAGCAGCAUUUAUUGAGGAAUUACAAGAAAAAAUUAACAGUUUUAUUAACAAUAAUCAAGCAAAGGCAGCAGAGUAUCAAGAAAUAAAAAGACUGAAUGAAAGAAUUGAUAAGUUAUUAGCACGAAGUGAUCAGUUGUGUAAUUUUAUAAAGGAUGCAGGUAUUAAAGUACCAAAAGUGUAUGGAGCCAUUAUUGAAACAUCGUCUAAGCUGAGAUGGUCCAAUAAAAUAUCUCCAGAAUUAGCAAAAAAACUUGCUAAGAAGGAAUUUCAAGAAAAUAAACCAAACAAAGAAACGAAAAGUCCGAAAAAGAAACAGCUUAAACCUCGUUUGACUACAAAGCCACAGAAAAUUUCAAAAAAGUUUAGAAGAAAGUUAGAAAACAGGAGAUUAUUGAAUCACAAACAGAAUACUCCUAUUACAGUACCUCUUUUAAAUUGUUCUACAAAUAAAAAUGUUCCUAUGGGAACAUGUUACCUAGUGACAAAUCCUCCAGCUAUUAAUUUAACAAAUACAGACAGUUCAUCAAAAGAUGAUACUAGCAAAGCUAUUUCAAAACCAAAAAUAUUACCAAAAUCGGUCAGUGAUAAAGUAUUGAAUGUCCUUGGUCCAGGUACUUUAAUUUUGGCUAAUGGUACAGUUAUUCCUAUUCUUCCACAGUCCCAAAAAGUCAUUCAGCCUGCUACUGUUUUAACCAGCACAAAUCCUAUAAUAGUUACGCAGUGUCCCGUAACUACAACAGCAACUGCUACAGUUGUAGUGGUGAGCACCUCAAAACAGGAAACUACCAGCAAUACCUUGGUAAUUUCGACUGUGUCCAAAAUUAAUUCAGUUUCAAAUUGUAUUAGUAUCGGGGGCAAGGUGUUGCCUCAGAUCAGGCCCAAAAGAUGCAUAACAAAAACUACACAAAUUAAUAAAGUCCCAAUACCUGCCCUAACAUCUCACUAUUCCACUUUCAAUAUUGUAAAACAGGAAAUUCAGAAAAAAAGUGCCACUAUUUCAAGUAAACAUUCGCAGAAAAAAGGAGGCAAAGUUGUGUGCUUGAAAAAGGAAAAAACACAAGCAAAAGUAUCAAAAAGAAAAUGUUCACCAGCUGAAACAUUGCACAACACAAAAAAACGAAUUAAGAUUGUAGAAAAUAACGAAGAUAUUGUUAAGAAUAAAUCAUCCCAUGAAAAUACUUUGAAUAAUAAAAAAGAAAAUUCCGAAACCCUUGUUGAAAAUAGUAAAGAAAUUUCCAAUAUAGACAAUAGAAAUGAACAAAAUAACAUUUGUGAAGAGGCUAAUAUAGUAAAAUCAUGUAUAGUCAAAGUAAAUAAUGAUGAGCAGUCAAAUAUUGGUGCUGAUGAAAAACAAUCUUUAAAGAUUGCAUCAACACCAUGUGCUUCAAAAGAAAUAAUUGAUCAUAAUAACUUUGCACCUGAAGCAGUUGAAAAUGAGCCAAAAAUCAACUGUUCUGCUUCACAAGAAAAUGUUCAAGCUGAUAAUUCAAGAACAAUAGUAAAUAGGAUUAUAGAAAGCAAUAAACAAAAUAUCACAAAUGCCGAAAAAAAUGAAAACCUUAAAAACGUGACAGAACAAAAAUAUGAAAAUAAAUCUACUGAAAAUAUCAUAAAUUCCGAGAGUGUUCUUCCUUCAGUAAUAUCGAAUUUGAAAACUGCCGAUGAUAGUAAAGUGCAAGAAACACAGUCGGUUGGAGAAAAGAUAAUUGAAGAUCCAAAUAAAAAUAAUUUGACACUUGGAACGUCUCUAUAUCAUUCGGAGUUGUCAAACGACAUUUUUUCGUCUUUACAAGUUCCUCUAGGAAGUCAGAACCAAGAAUCAACCUCUCCUACAGCAGCCUUUCUUUUAGCAUUUCCUCUUGUGUCGACUCUAACUGGCGUUAAAGUAACAGAAGUAAUAGAUGAAGAAAACUCUGAUAGCCGUCAUGGAACACCAACACUUCUUCAAAUUGGUACAAUGGAUUCAACUAAAACUUCCCAAACAGUUCCUUCUGAAAGUCUAACGCCGAGUUUACUAAAUCUAGAUAAUUUCUCCUUUUUCUCCACCACUUGCACUGGCUUUUACUCCUCGUUCGAUAAUUUAACAUACACUAGUUGCCAAAAUACCAUAACAUAUUCUUCAUUUUCUACAGCUUCCACUGUUUGUUCUGUGGCUGGAAUUUCAACUACAAAUUCAAUUAAAGACAAUGUAGAGCAGGCAAAAAAUCCCCAAAUUGAAAAACAGAUUCAACAGACUGGUCAAACAUUAAAAGCAAAACCCACAUGUGCUGAUGAUUACAUUACAACAUUAAAAACUCACCCCUUAGAUAAAACGUCAAGUAAUAACAAUGGUGCUAUGUCUAUUAAUGCUAAUAAUCGAAUUCAAAACGUUAAUGCUUCUUAUCAGCCUACAACUGAGAAGAGCUUAAGCAAUAAAAUUGGUCCUACAUGUAUUUCAAGUAAUAAUUCAUUUAAUUCUUUAAAUAAUAAAAGUUUAGAUGAACGUAAUUCCAUUAAUUCGAAUGGAAUUAUUUCUAACACCAAUACAAAUAAUAGUAUUUCUGUGUGUACAGUUCAAACUCCACAUUUAAGUGUUUCAACUUCUUACAGCACUACAUACAAUACUUUUCCUUAUAACAAUGAUACCAAAUGUAAAAUCAAGAACGACACUGCAGCAAUUAAACAAACUUCUAAUCCAAUUUCACAGCCUUAUUCUCAGGAGAACUUUAACCAAAUACCUUAUACCAAUAAAGACUUACCUUUGUCUUCUAAACAACACGCCCCUUCUGUAACCACUACGGUAAACAGUAAUGUGAAUUGUAAUUUUUCUGAAAAGAAAUUUCUGGAGCAAAAACCUCAAAUCAACUAUAAUCCUAAUUCAGUAUCGUCAUCCAAUUGUAAUACAUUUAAUCCGUUUGCCGAUAAACAACCCACUGACUGUAAUGUAAAUUAUACAAGAACUUAUGGUAAUAUGUUGUACGGUAAUAAUAAUUCUAAUUACACCAACAGUUACCCAAUAGAAGGAAGCAGUUAUUAUCCUUCGAACAAAACAAGUACUAGCUCUUAUGGUCAACCUAAAAAUAGCUCGGAGCCCUACAAUCAACAUAAAACUAGUACUGACUCAUUCAGUAAUCAACAAAAAACAAACGCGGAUUCGUACAACCAGCACAAAACAAAUACAGAUAGUUAUGGCCAACUUAAUUAUAAUACCGAUUGUAAAGGUGCUGAAAUUUGUAAAAGAGACUCUUCUAAUGCUCAUGUACAGGGGACUAACACAAAUUACUUUCGCCAAAGUGGUGUGCCUCAUAAAGAAAAAAUUAACAUCAGCAAUUCGUCCAAUAAAGGUGCAAAAUCUCAGCCAAAUCAACCUCAACCAAAACCACCAAUAAACUGGAUGACGACCCCAGAUUUGAAGCAGGAAUCAACGUUUUCUUCAACAGCAUCUUUUGGAAAAGAUAUGGAUUAUACAACAAACAACUUCUAUUCAUCUACUUCGUUUCCUCGCAAUUCUCACGUUUCUUGCUUUAAUGCGAAUCCACCAACAUAUCAAGCACCUGAUUUCCAAAACAGUUCCGUUGAAACAAAAAAAUCUUCCGAUGGUACUUUUCCCAUUUUAUCUCACAACGCUACCCAGAGAAGCGAAUUCGACGAAAAUCAAUUUUCCUGGUCUCCCACAAAGCUUCCACAAUUUUUCGAAACGUCGCACACCUUUGUAUCGUCAACGUUACCUACUUUAGUGGGAGACCUAGCACUGGGAACCAUACAACCACCAACAGUACAUGAACAAAGUAAGUUACCCAUUGAAAAAGAUCUAAAUAAAAAUAAAGAAAGUGGAAGACGACCUAAACAACAAAAUUACGAUCAAUCGAACAAUCAUUCCAACUUUUUAUCAGUGAGUCAGUUGGUUGAGAAACAGACUGAUGGUGUUCCUUCUCGUAUCACAAAUCGUAGAAAUAGUGGGAGUAGAAAUAAUAAGAACAAUAUAUCCCAUAAAUCUACCAGACGUGUUCAGAAGCAAGCUGAAAACAAAGAAUGUGGAGACAGAGUUGGUCGCAGCUACACUCAAAAUAAGGUAGAAAUGCCUUUGGGAAGACGCGAAAACGUAAAAAUUUCAUCACAGCGUAAUCAAAGUUCCAAUUAUGUUCCUGAAAACCCGACCUGGUUCGAUUAUAAUAAAAACCAAAGACAGGAGUCUAAUAAAAAUUCACAGAGUAUAUAUUCGGCUGAGGCUCUUCUCGGUCAUCAGGUUCCUCAAAAUAAUGCCAUGUUUAGACAGCAGACUUCAAAUUUCCCAUCAAAUACAAAAUCGUUACCUAUACCCAACUUUUUGUCCGACAAUAUUAUGCCGUACUUUUCUUCAGUUGAUUUACAAGAUAACAAUUUUAUGCAACAAAAUCAGAACUUUCAAAGUACUGCUUUGGCGCAUAACUUUUCGAAUACUGUUCAAUCAUACACCUAUUUGUCUAAUAAUCAUAUUACAUCCACUUCUAAUAUUAGCUCAUCGUAUUUGCCAACAACGUCGUUUAUGUCUGAACUAAAUACCCAAGAUUACAGUGCCUCUGCUGCUCAAAACAAUAUACUUUCCCAAAGUUCUGUUAAAAUAUUUAGUGAUAAGAACUCGUCUAAGCAAAAUGCUGGAGUUCCUGCUCCUGGCGAAAGACCUGCAAUGCAAAAUAUAGGGAACAAUGAUUGUGCUGUGAGUUGUUCAUCAGUAAAUUAUGCGAAAAAAUCGUUAAAAAUGAAACAAAGCACAGAAAAUAGUUUGCCUGGUAUUGUUGACUUUAGUUUCCUAUCUAUGCCUGGAACAAUAAGUUCUCCUAUGCUUCCUGACGAUUUCCAUGUUCAUACUAAUUUCUUACCACCACCUCCUACACCAGGUCAAUUAUACCCUUGUAAAAAUCCUCCAUAUAGUAAACAAGGCACAGAGUUGUCUUCGACUUCCAUGAUAACUCUUCCUCCAUUAACAGCUUCUAGGAGUCAAGUCCAAAACAUCGAAACUCCCCCUAAUAUCAACAACAUUGGAACAUCCUUGACCAACUUUAAUUUAAGUACCAUAUUCCCCGAAAUAAACAAGGGAAAUUCAUUCCCUUCGUCUACGACUUGUCAACGUUCAACUAAAAGUAAAGAGUAUGCUUCACAAAAAAAUUGUUUCCAUCGAUCUGUUCAAACUCCGUUUCAAAAUAAACCGCCAAAUUAUGGAGUUCCAGUCCCUCACACAAAAGUUAAUAAUACGUAGAAGUAUUGUAUAAUUUAUUGAUUAAAAACUUAAAUAAUUUGUACAUAUAUUAGAUUAUAAAAAAGGCUCAAGUACCUGAUUAGUGUAAGUUGUGAUAUUAAAAA